CACACAGAUCCCAAAAUAUAAUUAAUUUGUUCUGACCCCCUACGAGUUACUACGCCAAAGUCCAAACGCUGCGAACGAAGUACAAACUCUCUCUCACGUCGGGUGUACUAUGUAUUUAUUGAUUUAUGAAAAUGAAUGGCUCGGGAGACUACGGUUGUUUGGGGUAUAAAAGCAGACAAAACACGGCGAUGGCACCACAGUCAACCGAACGCACAAGUAUCUAUUCGUACGGCAUUGUCAGCAAUUGUAUUGACUCUCGAUAGUAAAACUACUAUUUACCUAUAUAAAAAUAUAUUGCUUUAACUGCAGCAACGCACGUCACAAUGACUGCCGACAAGCCCGAGAACAUUGGCGCCACAGCCGACACUCAAACUGAAGAGAAAGAGCUUCGCACGUCCAAGCUCUCCGCUGAACAACAAGCGGCUGUGCGUAUCCAAAGCACCAAACGCAGUGACAAAAUCCGACAGAUCUCGCCUGACAGCUUCAACCCUGCUGCCCAUUUCUACCCCCGUGUGCUCAACGCUACGGUACAUCCCAUGGUGGCUUCCUUUAUGAACCUUUCCAACAAGCAGAUUGUGAAGCGAUACACGCACCUCAAUCCCAAGACAGACAAACAGGCCCUAACCGAAGCGCUUGCGUACAUCCCCAAGUAUCUGAGAUGGGCAGGCGCUGAUUUAUUUCACGUUACUAACGAGAAUGGCAAGCGCGAGAUGUUGGUAGUAGAGACCAACAGUUGCCCCUCGGGACAGAAGUCUAUGCCUCUGGUCAAUGAGAACGAAGAAUAUGGUGGCUACAAGGUGAUGAUGGAGCAUGCGUUUGUGCCCAUGCUAGAGAAAAAGCGCAUUGAAGACCCCGAUUCAUACGUAGAGGGAGGAUGCUUGGCUGUAAUCUACGAUAAGAAUCUGAUGGAGGCCUCAGGCUACGCGUCAGCCAUGGCUACAGUUUUUGAUGAAAAGGUUUACCUGGUAGAAAUCCGAGACCAGUUUGGACUAGAAGCCGAUAUUAGCGACGAGAAGUUGAAUGAAAUCCGCUCAUGCAAGUGGGUCGAUGGAGUGUGUUACGUGCGUGCGGGGCGUGUAGUGGUGCCUAAAGGUAAAGCGUCCGCCGAUGCCGAACCAGCCGCCACUGUGGCUAAGGUAGAUGAAGAGAAGCCUGAGUGGGUCGCAUGCAGAGCUGUGUUCAGAUAUGUAACGUCGCGACCAUGGAACCGUAUCCCUAUCAAGGCUCGCACAGUCAUCUUGAAUCCGGUGAUUGUCUGUCUUGCUGGAGGCAGAAACAAGACCGUCGCAGCUAAGGCUUAUGACCUGUACAAUGCCGAACUCAGGCCGAACGGUUUCAACAUCACCGUCCCCGAAACAAUCCGUGAUGUGGCAUUCGAGGACGUCCCCACAUGGGUGCAGUCGUUCGGUGGUCGGGCAGUGGUGAAGAACCCGUACUCAAACGCAGGGCAAGGUGUCUACACUAUCACCAACCAGGGCGAGCUCAACGACUUCAUGGCCAUGGACCACCCUUACGGCCAGUUCAUUGUGCAGCAGUUGGUAGGUAACACUGAGUGGUCGUCGAUCUGUCCCGGACGUUCGUUCUACCACGUGGGCACCAUGCCAAAGAAGGACUGCAAGACCUUUGUGUUUGAUCUGCGAGUCAUGGUGUGUGGCACAGAGAAGGGCUUCCGACCGGUGGCCAUGUACGCACGAACAGCCGCCAAUGAGCUGGCUGAUAAGCUGGAUGAGGAUACCAACUCAUGGGGUAUUCUGGGUACCAACUUGUCCGUACGCUCUACAGACGGCACCUGGGACUCUGAGACCGAGCGCCUGUUGCUACUAGAUCGCAAGGAUUUCAACCGCCUGGGUAUUGGGUCUGAUGAUCUCAUUGAGGCGUACAUCCAGACGGUGUUGGCAACCACAGCGAUCGAUAAGAUGUGUGCGCGUAUGAUGGAGGAGGAUGGAGCACUGAACCUGUCUAUGUUCAGGACGGUCAACAACGACGAUGCACUCGUGGCAGAGAUUAUGGAGGGCAACCCCGGCCAGUGGUAACUGCACGAUAUAUUUGUAGGCAAAUACGUACGUAUGUAUAUAUUCAAUAGUGAGAUACAGUUAAGUUUCUAUGUUUGUGUAAAACAUACAAGUACUGUUUGGCACUAAGGCCAAUGUUAUACAUAGUGUAGUGUAUCCUGGGCUGCUGUCAGCCACAUGGUAUGUGCGUGAUGCGGCAUCUGAUACACACGACAUGACAAUAGUAUAUAUGAGACAAUAUUAACAGUCUUGAGUAAAAUAUUAGCGAAGAACAAGAUUGAAUGAAAGGAAUGAGUAAUAAAAGAGAUGAGUUGGCAGCCAGUAUUAGACACACGUGUUGCUUAUGAUUAUUUCUUCGGGCUGGCCCAGGCUAUAGCAUAUGGCGAUGAUAGUUUAAUAGUAUUCUACAUGAACGGCAAAUGUAUAUGAUAUUGAUAACUACUACAAAUAUUCCCCUGAACCCAAUUGGCACAGAACAAAUGAGCUUCAGAUAUCAUUCUGACUUCCUUCAGCGAAUUCGAUAUUUAUAAUCUCAGUGCAGACUGAAGCCCCCAGCACUGUACAAUCAGUGCAAUUUUGGGGAGCCUCUACGCUGGCAUUUCCUACUUUAAAGACACUUUGAAACACUCGCUGCUGUAGCAAACGGUCUAUCAAAUGAGAGAACUCAUAUAUUAGCUGCGGUAGAAUAUCAGAUACCUAUCAUAAAAAUGAACUAAUAAACUGACCCCGAUCGGAUGCUACAUUUACG
Messenger RNA from Sphaeroforma arctica JP610, 2760 nucleotides. RefSeq lists its product as hypothetical. The coding region runs from base 324 to 2033 and encodes 569 amino acids. The record is from RefSeq and is a predicted model, not a curated record. The transcript is spliced from 2 exons. NCBI's taxonomy places the organism in Eukaryota, Ichthyosporea, Ichthyophonida.